This is a messenger RNA of Colias croceus (clouded yellow), 2344 nucleotides long. Its product is annotated as glutathione synthetase-like. Gene Ontology annotation, molecular function: glutathione synthase activity; ATP binding; glutathione binding. NCBI's taxonomy places the organism in Eukaryota, Metazoa, Arthropoda, Insecta, Lepidoptera, Pieridae. Gene Ontology annotation, biological process: glutathione biosynthetic process. The coding region runs from base 251 to 1846 and encodes 531 amino acids. The record is from RefSeq and is a predicted model, not a curated record. The transcript is spliced from 13 exons. Gene Ontology annotation, cellular component: cytosol.
UCAAAACCGAUAAUUCGAUUAAAAUUUUGAUUCUUAAUUCAUUUCAGAAAUCAUUCCGUACCUAAAUAAAAUCAUGUGUAGUAAGUACUAACUACUGUAAAGUAAUAAGAAACUGAAUAGAUUCUCCAUGAAUCGCGCUAUCUCUUUGAACAAUAUUUUUCAUUAAAAUUAGUUUUGUUAUUGCUGUAAUUUUUGUUUUCUAAACUGUUCAAUUCAUUACUGUAAAAAAAGUAUUUAAAAACUAACAAACAUGAGUCAAUCACGUCUUGCAUCAUGUAUACCAUUGCCUAUAGAUAAUAAAAUACUUAUAAGUGUUGUUGAAAAGGCAAAAGAUUGGGCUCUAAUGCAUGGUGUCGGGAUGAGGGAUAAAAAACAUUUUUCAAAGGAUUCGAUACAGAUUGCUCCCUUUGUUUUGCUACCAUCCCCCUUUCCUCGCACAGAAUUCACAAAAGCUAUUGAUUUGCAGCCAGUUUUGAAUGAACUUAUGCAUAAAGUGGCACAUGAUGAUGAAUUCCUUGAGAAAACACUCCAGAAUGCCCUACAAGUGGAUGAUUUUACAGCUAAGCUUUAUGAUGUUUGGUUAAAAGUUCGUGAAGAGGGAAUAGCACAGCCGAUAUCAUUAGGCAUGCUGCGUUCGGACAUCAUGCUGGAGUCGCGUUGUCCGCACACGGAGAGCCAAUGCGCGAAACACACGCCAUACUGCUCGUGGAAGCAAGUGGAAAUCAACAGCAUUGCGUCCGGGUUUGGCCAUCUUGGGCCAUCGCUCAGCCUCGGCCUGUUCCGUUCGGAUUAUCUGAUGCAGCAGCCGGACAGCAAUCGGAUAAAACAAGUGGAAUUUAACACGGUCGCGGCGAGUUUUGGCGCCAUCACGUCAAACCUGCCCGCCAUGUAUCGUUAUGUCUUGAGGCAGUUAGGCCAUGGGGAGCUCAUUAAAAAUAUGCCCGAAAACCGUGCGCUCUCCGGGCUAUGUUCAGGCAUCAUAGAGGCGUACGAUCUCUUCGCGGUCCCAUCAGCGGUUGUCAUAUUCGUCGUGGAGGAGGUCUCUUACAAUAUAUGCGACCAGAGGUUCCACGAAUUUGAGAUAUCGGAGAAACGGCCCGACAUUAUGAUUUAUAGGAAAACGUUGGGCGAAAUAUAUGAAGAGACUGAAUUGAAUGAUAAAAAGCAACUUAUUUUAGAUGGCCAGCCAGUGGCGGUAGUUUACUACAGGUCGGGGUACGAGCCAGAUCAGUAUCCUUCCACUAAGGAGUGGGACGCCAGACUGCGCGUGGAAAGAUCCUCAGCGAUAAAAUGCCCCUCCAUCCACUACCAACUGGCGGGCACUAAGAAGGUGCAGCAAGCUCUGGCCGCGCCCGGCGUGCUUGAAACAUUCAUGUCAGAAGGUGCGAUGACGUCACGAGUGCGGGAUAUAUUCACGGGCCUGUACUCGCUUGACUUCGACGAUAAUGGGGAAAGGGCCGUGGAAAUGGCGCUCGCUGAUGCUGAGAAGUUCGUCUUAAAACCGCAACGCGAAGGUGGCGGUAACAACUUGUAUGGAGCUGAUGUAAAAGAAGCGUUGUUACGGAUGAGGCACAGUAGAGAGAGGGCUGCUUAUAUACUUAUGGAGAGAAUAUUACCGCCUUUGGUAUCUGGGUACGUAGUGCGUCCAGGUGCAACCGUGCCGCCGCCUUUGAGUGAUUUGGUGUCAGAAUUGGGCAUUUUCGGCGUCAUCAUUGGGAACAAAGAUAAGAUAUAUUGCAACCGUCAAGUUGGUCACAUGUUGCGAACUAAACUAGCGGACGCGAACGAAGGGGGCGUGGCCGCGGGACUCGGCGCUUUGGAUUCACCAUAUUUACUUGAUUUAUAAUAAAACAUGAUAUUAUAUUCAAUAAUUUUCUGCUUUUUUCUUUUAUAUAUUUAUAAAAAAAAAAAUAUGAUGUUUAUAUGGGUGUAUGUGGGAAUUGCAUUUCAUUGAUAUUUCUUAUUCAAUAAAAAAUGAUUUUACUAUGUUCAAAAUGUUAUUGCAUUGAACUAUGUAUAAAUAGUAUUUUUUAUGUUGUAUAAAAUAUGAGGUUGGUAUUUGGGACAAUAUAAGACGCAUUUUUCGAGGCCAUUUUUUCUAAUAAUAGAGGAAACAUAAUGUAACCAAAAAUAUGCGUCUAUAUUUUUUUAUUAUUCAAGUCACUUUAAUUGCAAUAGCUGUCCUAAAAGAGUUGCGUACGUAAGUACGUAUGUGCGCGUUUUAUUUAUAAAGAACUAGCUUACCGCCCGCGGCUUCGCACGCUAAAACCUAUUGAAUUAUAUAUGUACUAAAACCUUCCUCUUGAAUCACUCUAUCUAUUAAAAAAACCGCAUCAAAAUCCGU